Argiope bruennichi is the source of this 4317-nucleotide messenger RNA. RefSeq names its product transmembrane protein 17-like. Gene Ontology annotation, cellular component: ciliary transition zone. The record is from RefSeq and is a predicted model, not a curated record. Gene Ontology annotation, biological process: non-motile cilium assembly. NCBI's taxonomy places the organism in Eukaryota, Metazoa, Arthropoda, Arachnida, Araneae, Araneidae. The coding region runs from base 169 to 738 and encodes 189 amino acids. The transcript is spliced from 4 exons.
AUUAUAUUGUUUGUAAACAAAUUACUCCAGAAAUGGAAACUUUUGCAGUUGAAGAGAGUGAACUUUUCAGUUAUGAUAGUAUCAUUCUAUGAUAUAUAAACCUGCGCGAGAUGAAAUAUAAAACUGCAGUUAUUUUAAUAAUUAUGUAUUUUUAACUUUUAAAUCAAAAUGGACACUGUGAAAUCAGCUGCACGCAAAGUAUCCGAAGUUGUUUUUCCCGGCAUAAAGAUUUCAUAUAAACAUAAAUUUACUAGGAAAUCUGAGGAAGUUUUAUCUAGUCUACCACUUCAGAUGUGUUUAUAUUUUAAUGCUAACUAUUCUCCUCUUUGGAUUCUUAUUCGAACAGGAUGCCUAGUUUACAAGUUUUCUGACUUGUCACAGCUUUAUCAAAUAUUGUUAACUACAGUAAUAGUUGUGAUGGUUAUUGUUGAAGUUUCUCGCCUUUAUCUGGGUUAUGUUGGAAAUUUAACAGAAAAGGUACCAGAAUUAGCAGGAUUUUGGUUGUUAACAUUGUUUCUCCAGUUUCCUCUCCAAUGCCUCUGUACGUUUAGUACUGAUUUCAUAAUUUUACCAUGGGAAAGACUGACUGAUGCUAUAAUGAUGUUAUUUCUUGUUCUGGAAAUUUUUAUAGGUUAUUUUACUGUUAAGACAAUCACAAAUCACCAGGCUUUAAAAUUUAAACUUCAAAUGAUGAAAUCUAAUGCCACAAAUGUAAGCACUGAAACUUUUUUAGAAUAAUGCUUUUGACAUUAGAAAAAACAAAACAUACAAGAUUUAUAGUACACUUAAUUUAUGUACAGUAGGUGUUAAUUUUCAAAAUCUUAUUUAUUACAUAUCUUGUACUGUAGAUAUUAGUUAAUUACCAAGUUAUAUUUCUAAUAACUUUUUAGCUGCUAUUCUUUAUCUAAAGUUAAUUUAAUAUUAUCCUUUAGAUAAAUUGAAUAAUUUAUCUAAAGUUAAUUUAAUAUUAUCCUUUAGAUAAAUUGAAUAAUUUAUCUAAAGUUAAUUUAAUAUUAUCCUUUAGAUAAAUUGAAUAAUUUAUCUAAAGUUAAUUUAAUAUUAUUCUUUAUAUAAAUUGUAAAAAUAUUUGUAUUGGAUAUAGUACACAUGCAUUGUUUUGACCGAGCCCCUCACUUGAAAGCGCUAUUUAAAAAAAGUACAACAAAUUUUAAAUCUUAGAAAUUAUAUGUUUUUAAAUGCACUGAAAUCAUCAGUUUAAAGAUCUAUUAGACAGAACUAAAUCUGAGCAAUUUAAAUAUAUUUAUUUUCAUAAAUCUUCAUAAUUAGAAAAUAAUAUUCUUCUCUUAGGUAUACAUUUUUCAAACUGCCUGUUGCAAAUAAAUUAAACAUAAUUAUACCUAUACUUAUAAAAGAAAAUGUUUGUCCAUCUAGACACAUCUACCGCACUUACUGCCAUGAAAUUUAGCGCACAGAUUGUCAUAAUAGUGACUCGAUAUACCUCAAAACCUGAAAUUUAAUAUUCCAUAUAACAAAUUUUUUAUUUGAUGUUUUCGAUGAUUUUUUUAUACAUAUUUCCUUAUAGCAUGGAUCCAUUUAAUGCUUGCUAUUAGUGUGAAAAUGUGCAAAACAAUCUUAAAGUAAGAUUUUAAAUCUGCAGUGUUCAUAAAUAUUAACAUUUAUUUUUAUUUUUUUUAGUUAUGCAGCAAUAAUUUUUUAAUGCAGAUCCAACUAAAUAUAAUGCAUUUAUAUAAAUAAAGGUAAAAAAAAAAAAUGAAAACAUUUUAAAGAUUAUAAGUCACCUCUCAGGUGACAACAGUGUUUUGCCAACUAUAUCAUGCAUAAAAAUCUUAUUCCUCAGAAAAGGCAGCAAAGAACAUGCUAUUCAUAGCAAGUAAGUUAAGUACAUGAUGGAAAUCGAGCUUCCACAGCUAAAUCUGUCAACUCUAAAAAUUUAUUCAUUUCUAAAAUAUGGUCAACUUAUUUAUAUUUAACUUUUAAACCGUUUAAAGUAUGUAGAUUUAUUCUUAAUUUAAUAAAUAUAAAAUUUAGCAUUUUUAAAAUAUAUUAUAAAAUAUAAACAUUUAUUAAUCUAAAAUUCUGCCUGCAAACUUUAGAAAUUUGCUUUAAUUAUUUCUAGCAACUAUUUUAUUAUAUUCAUAAAAAGGAAUUCAUUAUAUAAAUGGGAAAAUACUAAAUGUGUAGUGCUACUUCUCUGUUAAUAUUAUGAAGUUUUAAAAAUCCAUUUACAGUUUUAAUUAAAAUAUAACUGAGAAUCAGAAUAUGGGGGGAAAAUGAUAUCUGGAAUAAAUCUGCUUGUCUUCUUAGCUAAGAAAUUCCUUAUGUCCAUCAUAAACAAAUUGAUUUCUAUGAAUUACACCUAUUUAUAAUAAAGACAAAUGUGUGUGUUGGUGGCCAGACAGUUUGUGCUGUACAGGCCAGACAGUUUUAAAUGCAGCUACAAAUUUGAUACAUUUAUAUCUUGGAGAGUGUGGGAUUGUACCUCAGAGCGAUUUUUAAAAAAAUUUAAUAAAAAUUAAAUUAAAUUGGUAUUUUUCUGUGAUAAUUUCAAAAAAUAUUGCACAAAAACAAAUUUUAUACCAUUUUAAAAAUUGGUUUUUAAUUGUUACCUAAUUUCUAACGAUAGCUUACAUUAUUGUCCAGAAAUUGAAACCAUUUUCAUAGUUUCAUCCUAUGAUUUUCUUUCAUCGCUGAAAUCUAAGAAAGGAUUCUGUUUAAUAUCUAUGUAGUUUGCAUGAUGAAUAAAAAAGUGAUGUUACAAUACUGCAAAUUUCAGAAGAUAGAUGAAACAGACAUUUAUAUUUUCAGCAGCACUAUGAUGAUAUGGGAUUGAUCUUCAUUACAAACAAACCAGUUGAUUGCUAAAAGCAACUACUUUUACAAUAUACUAAUUUCCCUCAGUUAACAAAAAGUUUUGUUGAAUAUUAUGAUAAGGAAAACAGACCAUAUAAGUAUUUCUGUUUACAACCCCAUAAAUGAAAACUGACUGUACAUCAGAUACCCCAAAUGGUGAUUCAGAUAUGUUAGUUGCAAAAUUAAAAGAUCCGAAAGAAAUUCCAAGGGAGAUCCAUCUGAUAUAUUUAGAUUCAGUCAUGAUAUACUAAAAGGCAAUUUAAAUUCGAAAUUGAUUUCUACCAUUGUAAUAUUAAAAAGACUUUUUUUUUUUGAAUAAAUUAUGAUACUCUAAAGUUUUAUGGCAUCAAACUAACUUCUGAUAACAGAAAGCAUUAAAAAUUUAAGAAAUUCAUCUAGUUCCUACUUCAUCAGAAACAAUUUAUUAUUUACUGAGAAAAUAUUGCAAAUUCAAUCCUUUGAAAUAAAAAUCAGAUUUGUAUGAUGGACAUUGUAAAAACUGUCUGGAAUUUCAUUAAAAAAUUAUUUUGUAUAUUAACUGAUAUUUUUGAACUUUCAUACUCUAAUAAGAAGUAUGUUUUUUGAGGAAGGAGUGGGGAGUUUAUUGAAAUAAGAUUUUAUACUUAACUACUAACAGAACACCAAGACAAAAUAUUAAAUUAAUAAUUUCUAAAUAGAAUUUCUGUAACAUAAUGCAUAAAAAAUAGAUACUUUUUACCCAGAAUUUUUGUACUUGCAUAUUCUGGUCCUGAACUAUAAACUGCAUUAGCAGGAAACAAUUUUUCCUAAAAGAUUUCAAAACUGGAAGGGAAUUUAUUUAAGUUGAAUUCCAAAGUCAAGCAGAUUCUAUUAAAGUGUUUUCAGACAAUAUAUGCCCAAGUUGGUGUUUUUAAAUCAAAAAUAAAAUAGAGAAGUAUCUUCCUAAUAGUCAUUUGAUAACUAUAGAGAUUGCAAAUAAGCCAAAUUAGCAAUAAUAAUAAUACAUAGCAAAGGCAUAAUAUAUUCUCUAUCAUAUGUAAAUAGAUUAAAUUUUAGUCCAUAUUACAACCAAAUCACUUUUAGGAAAAGUUAAUCAAAUUGCUGCCUCAGAUGCCUUUCAAUUAUAUAUCAAAAUUAUUAGGUCCAUCCUCAAACAUCAAAAUACAAUACUAAUCUAAUAUAUCAGACAUUUUUUUAAAAAUUUUCAUUAUACCAUGAUACAUACACAACAAGAUGGUUUUUAUUAUUAUUAUUAUUGGUUAAUUCUAAUGAAGAAAAUUCAGUAAAGCUUUUAUUUUAUUACCAAACUCUUAAAAAAAUAAUAAAAAUGCUGCAAUUUCAAGGAAGGACAAGAAUACGAGACCAAUUUUCUAUUUAUAAUUUCUUUUAAGAAUCUAAAAUCUUUGGCUUAGAAAACUUCACUUAGCUCUUAAUUCAAUUCUUAGAAUCGCAUUGGAAACUGCUUUAAAACUUAGUGGUAAUUCAGAUAUUUUCAUGCAUAUUAUA